UCUCUCACUCUCCUCUUCUUCUUCUUCUUCUUCUUCUUGUGCUGCUGCUUCUGCAGCUACGCUACAGCAAUACCAAUUUCUUUGCCAUUUGACCGUAGGUUGUUGUGGUUUGCUUUGUUUUUUAGGGGACAAGUGCCCUAAAGAUUAAGGGUAAAAAAUAUAGUUGGUGGGGAAGGGACACGUGGCCAAAAAAAUGAAAGAGAGUGGAAGAAAACAAGGUGCAGCAUCACCAUGUGCAGCUUGCAAGCUGCUGAGGAGAAGGUGUGCCCAAGAUUGUGUUUUUGCCCCUUAUUUCCCAGCAGAUGAGCCCCAGAAGUUCGCUAAUGUCCACAAGGUCUUUGGUGCUAGCAAUGUCAAUAAGAUGCUACAGGAACUCCCUGUGCAUCAGAGAGGGGAUGCAGUGAGUAGCAUGGUGUACGAAGCAAAUGCGAGAGUGCGUGACCCUGUCUAUGGCUGCGUUGGUGCUAUAUCCUCUCUACAGCAACAGAUCGAUGUACUCCAAACCCAGUUGGCACUGGCUCAGGCCGAAGUGGUGCACCUUAGGGUUCGGCAGACUACCAUAUCACAUCACGUGUUGAGCCCUACUAGUCCGAGUAACAGUGGGUCUCCCUCGUCUAGACUCGUGGGAUCACAGGUCAGGCCCAUUUUUGAUAUGGAUAUGGUGGACCAUGCAAGCUUGGGAGAGUCAAUGUGGUCAUGCUAAAUGCUUUCUUUUCAUCUUAAUUUCUUUCCUUGGACUAUUAUAUUUAAAGAUUUGAUGAUUUUGUACUGGUUUUGUUUCCACUUGGGUAGAGAGUUAUAGCACUGCUAGUAGUGGUGGUGGAGAUUUAGCUACUUUAUUUUUGGAUUUACUAUUUUGUAUAUAUUUGAACAUUAUAUAGUGAGUAAAUUUCCCACUAAAAAUAUUAUAUAGUUUAUAAUGGACU
Messenger RNA from Hevea brasiliensis (rubber tree), 926 nucleotides. Its product is annotated as LOB domain-containing protein 4. The coding region runs from base 194 to 703 and encodes 169 amino acids. The record is from RefSeq and is a predicted model, not a curated record. The transcript is spliced from 2 exons. Lineage: Eukaryota; Viridiplantae; Streptophyta; Magnoliopsida; Malpighiales; Euphorbiaceae.